GAUUCAUUUACAGUUUGCGCCAACUAGCUAGCGCUCCGUACGUAAACGGUUUAGUUUAAGGCACAUGAAAAGCACCAACGCCAUGCUACGUUUGUCGACGUUUUGUAUGUUGCUGGCCAUAGCAGUAGCGCAAAAUGGGUACGAGUAUGACAAACCAGGAAAACCGUUCGGUCCAACAACGCCAUCAUCCCGGCCCGGUUACCAACCAAGUCCUACAAGUGGUUAUCCUACAUCGCCAGCCUCACAGGGAUACCCAGGAACUGGGCCUAGUUCUACGCCUAGCUACCCAUCUGGAGCUUCAAAUACACAGGGAUUCAAUCGUCCUCAAACUGGAUAUCCCGGCCAGACGCCAAGUGGACCGGCAGGUCCAGGAUUCCCAGGUCAGACGCCAAGCGGACCAGCAGGUCCAGGAUUCCCAGGUCAAACACCUAGUGGACCUGCGGGUCCAGGUUAUCCAGGUUCAAGUGGAAACUAUCCAGGUCAAGGAGGAAAUUACCCUGGGCAAGGUGGAAAAUACCCAGGACAAAGUGGAAACUACCCAGGACAAGGCGGAAAUUACCCAGGACAUGGUGGAAAUUACCCAGGACAAGGUGGAAACUAUCCAGGACAAGGGGGAAACUACCCAGGUGAAUCUCCAGGCGGUCCUGGUUUUGGACCUGGUGCACCAGGAUUCGGCCCUGGCUCACCAGGCUCUGGACCAGGAAACGGUGGUUUUGAUGAUGGUAGCUAUGAUGGUGGCGACUACUCGGCAAUUCCCGGUGAACCAGACAUAGAUUAUCCGGUACUAUCUUUUGUCCCAGAAACAUCAUUCAGAUGUGAUGCCCAACCUUACCCUGGUUACUAUGCUGACGUUGAAACGCGGUGCCAAGCUUUUCAUGUAUGUGCCAAUAACAAAACAUACGAUUUCUUAUGCCCCAAUGGAACAAUAUUUUCUCAGGAAUUCUUCGUUUGUGUUUGGUGGAACCAGUUUGACUGCAACUCCGCACCAAACUUUUUCGAACUUAAUGCAAACCUUUAUGAUUAUUCCAUCAUUGGUUCGCAACUGCCUGGUGCAGGAUUCCCUGGUACUGGUCCACAGGGACCAUCUUAUCCCGGUUCAGGCCCACAAGGACCUAAUUAUCCUAUUACUGGCCCUCAACGUCCAGGCGGUUUCCCAGGUAUAGGGCCUCAAGGUCCAGGCGCUGGACCUCAACGUCCAGGUUUUCCUGGUUUUGGUCCACAAGGCCCUGCUGGUUACCCUGGCGCUGGUCCACAAGGCCCAACUGGCUUCCCUGGUGCUGGUCCGCAAGGCCCUGCUGGUUACCCUGGUGCUGGUCUACAAGGCCCUGCUGGCUACCCUGGUGCUGGUCCGCAAGGACCUGCUGGUUAUCCUGGUGCUGGUCCACAAGGCCCUGCUGGCUACCCUGGUGCUGGCCCGCAAGGACCUGCUGGUUAUCCUGGUGCUGGUCCACAAGGCCCUGCUGGCUACCCUGGUGUUGGCCCGCAAGGACCUGCUGGUUAUCCUGGUGCUGGUCUACAAGGCCCUGCUGGAUACCCUGGUGCUGGUCCACAAGGCCCUGGUGGUUAUCCUGGUGCUCGUCCACAAGGCCCAACUGGUUUCCCUGGCACUGGUCUGCAAGGCCCAGCUGGCUAUCCUGGUGCUCGUCCACAAGGCCCAACUGGCUUCCCUGGCACUGGUUCGCAAGGCCCAGCGGGCUAUCCUGGUACUGGUCCGCAACGUCCAGCUGGUUACCCGGGUGCGGGUCCCCAAGGACCAACUGGUUACCCUGGCGCUGGUCCUCAAGGCACAAAACCUAGUUAUCCUGGUAGCACCGGACCUCAAGGCACAGGACCUAGUGGACCUUAUCCCGGUCGACCUGCACAACAAAGACCAACGCCAUCAUAUCCCGGCAGCCCUACUCAGCAAACACCAACAGAUUCCUACCCAGGUAGCCCUGGUCCACAAGGCUCCACAGAGGCUUACCCUGGUAUUUCUGGACAAAGUGGUCCUGGUUCUAACUACCCGAGUUCGCAGGGUACUACAGGAUUUCCUGGUACGCAACCAGGAACAGGCUACCCACCGUCUGGAAAACCUUCCGGACCUGGUUUUCCAUCAAGCACGACGCGUCCUCAAGGGUCAGGAGACAGUGGCUAUCCCUCACCGCCUAACAGAGAAUACCUCCCACCUAAUUGAUCAGAUUCCAAUAAUUCAAAACAUAGAUUUAAGUUUUAAGCUGCCAGGAACUACUAUUAUAAUAAUUAUUCAUACUAUGCUGUACCUGCAUGCGUCUAAAGCAACGCAAAAUAUGUUGACAAAUGAAAUUGU
This is a messenger RNA of Bicyclus anynana (squinting bush brown), 2305 nucleotides long. Its product is annotated as collagen alpha-1(I) chain-like. The coding region runs from base 65 to 2173 and encodes 702 amino acids. The record is from RefSeq and is a predicted model, not a curated record. The transcript has 3 exons. Gene Ontology annotation, cellular component: extracellular region. NCBI's taxonomy places the organism in Eukaryota, Metazoa, Arthropoda, Insecta, Lepidoptera, Nymphalidae. Gene Ontology annotation, molecular function: chitin binding.